Molecule: messenger RNA, 4153 nt
Organism: Conger conger (European conger)
Lineage: Eukaryota; Metazoa; Chordata; Actinopteri; Anguilliformes; Congridae
Gene: mapk4
Product: mitogen-activated protein kinase 4
Exons: 6
Coding region: 1009-3075 (688 amino acids)
Biological process (GO): protein phosphorylation; intracellular signal transduction; cell surface receptor signaling pathway
Cellular component (GO): nucleus; cytoplasm
Molecular function (GO): MAP kinase activity; ATP binding
Source: RefSeq, a predicted model, not a curated record
AAGAGUGGAGCCUCUUCCCGUCUUCCCUACUGUAGCUAUAGCUCGCUGUCUAACCUGGGGCAGCUUUGAGAGAGUGAUAUCAUUGAGGAUAAUAUCUCACAAAGACAACAGAAACUGUUGCCGCAAUCUCGUGUACGGAUCUCCUCAAAUGCGUGUCCACAUAAUUCGGUAACAAAAUAAAAAACUAUGAUGAUGCUACUUUCUGUUUCCCAGUCUACUUCUGCGGUAACUGCAUCAAGCUAACACACAGCGGACUCAUUUCCCCUUUUAUUGUUCGCCGCAUCCAUCUGACAGCGAACGGCAUAUGUUAUGCAGGAGGCGUGUGGGGGUGGCUGAAGCCAGAGUGGAUCCAGUGUGCCGGUCAGGGGACAGCUGGCCGGGAGCCCGGACUGGAGUCGGGGAGACUCUCAGAUUACGCACGGAUUACAGCGGGAUUUACGGACGAGCCGCCUGCAGACGGGGGCUGGUUGGACGCCGGCUCCAGGACGGUGCCCGAACGGGACUAGGAAGAAAACGCGCGACUGGGAAUGUAGCUCGGUUAAUACCGGGAGACUUUGCUCAAAGACCGGAGGCUGAGGGAAGUUUCUGCUUCCCCCCGUGAAAAGUAAUGCGUUGGAGGGACUGACCGUGGCAGGUUGCUAUGGGAACACUCAGAACCAGGCUCCGGAGGUGAGUCUUGCGCUUCUCCUCGGGCUCUCGUGGAGUCGGCAGGAUGGCGAGUCGGCCUUCGACAGACCUUCAUCCACGGGUCAUUCCAUCCAAACGAUCUCAUUCACAAGCGGCGUUCACGAACCGGAAUCAUGCACAUGAAGCUAUUCAUGACUGAAACUUGGACCGUACUAUAGAUUGUGAGUGGGUCAAAAAUUAUUUAUAAGGGUAUUUGACAUUGUUUAGUCAUCCAGUUUUUUAAACGUUUUAGUCUAGUUGAAGAGUAAUGGGGUUGUUUGAAUGAUCCAUCCCGGCCUGACCCCCCAGCCCAUGCAAUGCGCCUUGGUGGCCCUCUGAACCAUGGCCACUGGAGACCCCUCACCCUUCCUGUACGGAUUCGACAUGGGCGGGCACUUCCAGGACCCGCGGCCGCUGGGCUACGGGGCGAGCGGGCUGGUGCUGUCGGCGCUGGACCGGCGCAGCGGGCAGCGCGUGGCCCUGAAGAAGCUGGCCAUGCGCGACGCGGUGAGCGUGAAGCGCGCCCUCCGCGAGGCCAGGAUCACGCAGCGGCUGCGUCACGAGAACGUGGUGCGCGUCCACGAGGUGCUGGGCCCCCGCGGCCGGCCGCUGCCCCCCGACCCCGCCCGGCUGGGGGCCCUCUACAUCGUGCAGGAGUGCAUGGAGACCGACCUGGCUAGGCUGCUGGAGCAGGGGCCGCUGCCCGCCGGGCACGCCACCCUGCUCUUCUACCAGCUCCUGCGCGGGCUCAAGUUCAUCCACUCCGCCAACGUGCUGCACCGCGACCUCAAGCCCGCCAACGUCUUCGUCAACACCGACCAGCUGCUGCUCAAGAUCGGAGACUUCGGUCUGGCCCGCAUCGUGGAUCCGCACUACUCGCACAAGGGGUACCUGUCGGAGGGCUUGGUGACCAAGUGGUACCGCUCGCCUCGUCUCCUACUCUCCCCAAACAACUACACCAAGGCCAUUGACAUGUGGGCGGCUGGCUGCAUCCUGGCUGAGAUGUUGACGGGGCGCAUGCUGUUCGCGGGGGCCCACGAGCUGGAGCAGAUGCAGCUGAUCCUGGAGGCGGUGCCGGUCCUGAGGGAGGAGGACCGCCAGGAGCUGCUGAGGGUCAUGCCUUCCUACGUCAGCCAGGGGUGGGAGGUCAGGAGGUCGCUGAGGGCCCGCCUGCCUGAGGUGGAGGUAGACGCAAUUGACUUCCUGGAGCAGAUCCUGACCUUUAACCCGAUGGACCGGCUGACGGCGGAGGCUGCUCUGUGCCACCGGUUUCUGCGGCAGUACUCAUGUCCUCAGGACGAGCCUGUCUGUCUGCAGCCCUUCCACAUCGAAGACGAGCUGGACGACAGCCUCGCCACAGAGCACGGCCACAGUCAGGCCCCGCCCUGGGACAGCUACGAGAGCCACACACCGCAGUGGGACAGGUACGACACCAGCCUGUCCUCGGACCUCUGCUGGCAGGAGCCGGGCCGCUGUGGGUGUGCGGCGGCGGUCUCGGACGGGGGCGAGGGAGGAGGGGAAGAGGAGGUCCAGAGGGACCCUCGCGCCGGCCCCGCCUCCCUGUUGGAGGAGGUGCAGGUGGACCCACGUAAGUACUCCCACAGCAGCUCGGCGGAGCGCUUCCUGGAGCACUCUCACUCGUCCCUGGACCGCGCCUACGGGCUCUGCUCCGAGCUGGACUGCGGCCGCUCCUGCGACUACAAGGUGGGCUCGCCCUCCUACCUGGACAAGAUGGCGUGGCGGGAGGGCAAGCCGCAGCACUACUCCGAGCCCAAGCUCAUUCUGGACCUGUCCAGCUGGAAGCGCAGCAGCCUGCCCGGGCCUGUAGAGGGCGACGUGGAGGACCUGCCCACGGAGGCUUCCGGCGACCUCUUCCUGGAGAUCUCCCGGUGGGUGGAGAGCACGCAGUCCCGCCUCCACUCGCCAAGCCCGCCCCCAGAGCCCCUGCCCUCCCCGAGCUCGCCGCCCCUGCCCCUCUCUCCCACCGAUUUUCCAGGAGCGCUCUCCUUCAGCCCCCCUCCCGUGCUGCUCCCCGCCCCCGAGCUGACGGACGAAGAAAGCCGGACGAGCCCCCCUCCGUCUUCUUCUCCUCCUUCCCUGCUGCCCUCCUCCCCUUCCUCCCCUCUGCCGGCCCUCUCUCCCGCCGUCUCACCGCUACCCGCCUCUUCCGGUUGCUUCCGCCGCAGCCCCGCCCCGGCGGGGGCCGUCCCCCCCGCAGAGGUGGAGUCCCAGUUCGGCUUGGACGUGCUAAUCUCCCGCGCCCUCAAGCUGGGCGGCAGCAUGGAAGGGGCCAGGCUGGCCGACAUCAACGGCGUCCCUCGAAUCCCAGAGCGCUGCCCGUCUCGGGCGCCUCCCAAAUCGGCCCCGGAGAUGGUCCAAGCCCAGGGCUGCCACAAAGAGCACUGGUAGGGUGGGCCGGGAUCUGGAAUAUUCUCUCAGCAACACUCCUCCUCUAGAUGCUGCUGUAAUGAUGUGUAGGACUGGUGUGGCAUAGAUUUGGGCUGGGCGCCAUGGCCACGGAUAUCAGCAGACCAACUCAGACACCAGCUUGAGCACAAAGAGGUGUCUCCCUCUAAAGCUGGCCCUGUGGGUGUGGCUGGCUUGGUACAAGGAGGCAUUUGUCACUGAAGCCGCUGUCCUCACUCGAUGAAGGAAUGUGCAUGAAUGCAGGUCUGUGUUGUGAAAGCAUUGAUGGAAAGGGCAUACUCGCAAGGUACUGUAAACGGAUGACCUUUAGUGAGUAUAUGUAAGAUGGAGAAAAGUCAAAUCUGAAUGUAAGGCAUGUACAAAUACCAGUUACUUAACUUGCCAAAUGACUGGUUGAGGAGUUUUCUGACUCAUAAGCGACUGUUUCCACGGUUAGGCCAGCUUGAUGUUUAAGGGGUUGUUCUAAAUGCAGUUUCUGUAGGACAGUGAUUUUUUUAAGCAAAUCCUAUUUUCAAAUUUAUAACACAUUCCUCAGAGUCAGGUUGUUUUAUGGCCAGUAUAAUACAUUCUAGAAAAUGUGGGUUUAUGGGAUAUUCUCCAGUGAUCAGAACUUGCCUUCACCUUGUGAACUGCAGGUGCCAGUUUUGAGGAUCCCAGCCCUAGUCUUGAUUUGAACUAAUAUUUAUUAACUGACCCUGAAACUGAUUCAGGGUUUCUUCUUUGAGGGCAGAAUGGAUUUAUUUCUCAAACCAUACAAUUAAUAAUGGACUGUCUGUUCCAAAUGGAUAGCUUCAGUUGAGUUCGGUUGAGUUCUUGGAAACAAUGUCUUGACGACUUGCCUGAUUACUAAUGCUAAUUAUAUUUUUAGCAUUUCAGUUAUUGCUGAACACGUUCACCAACAAUACUGUAUGUAAUUUAAGAUUGUAAAAUACUCUUAUCACUAUGAUUAUUCUAUCGACUCUCUCUCACAUGCUCUUGAGUAUCUGAUGGUGAGACAGGUUUUUUCUAGUUUGUUUUUGUGUGUGCUUUAUAACAAUAAUAAAGUUGACUUGAGAAACUA